Molecule: messenger RNA, 201 nt
Organism: Meloidogyne enterolobii
Lineage: Eukaryota; Metazoa; Nematoda; Chromadorea; Rhabditida; Meloidogynidae
Source: the annotation of a GenBank genome assembly
AUGUCUUCCCAAGCAACAGCAACAACUCCAAGUCGUUCAACUAUAACUAUGUCAAAUUCAAUUACUCCAAGCCGUCAACAACAACCAUCAAAGCAAUAUGCCAAUUUAUCACAACAACAAGCAAAGAUAAUGGAUUUUAUUAAACGCUUUGGGGAUGCAAAUAAAGGUUUGUGGGGAAAAAUAUUUUUUUUGGUUUUUUAG